AUGCGUUCCUCCUUUCUCACUGCUGCUCUCGCCCUCUUGGGCUGCAGCAAGGCUGCGCCGCUUGAGAAGCGCGCUGCGUUGACCCAGGUCACCAACUUCGGCAGCAACCCGACUAACACUUUGAUGUACAUCUAUGUACCAACCAAGCUAGCCGCAAACCCUCCGAUCAUUGUAGCCAUCCAUUACUGCCAAGGCACGGCACAGGCUUACUACCAAGGAUCUCCGUACGCUCAGCUGGCUGACCAGUACGGGUUCAUUGUCAUCUACCCACAGUCGCCGUACAGUGGUACGUGCUGGGACGUGUCUUCGAAGGCAUCUCUCACCCACAACGGUGGCGGAGACAGCAACUCGAUCGCCAAUAUGGUAACCUACGCUCUCUCCAAACACAACGGAGACACCGCCAAGGUCUUCGUUACCGGCUCCAGCUCUGGUGCGAUGAUGACCAAUGUCAUGGCCGCUACUUACCCUGAGCUGUUCGCUGCGGCUACCGCCUAUUCCGGCGUACCGGCUGGCUGCUUUGUCUCUAGCUCUGGCCAAGUCGAUGCCUGGAACUCUACCUGCGCUUCAGGCAAGGUCAAUGCUACACCGCAGUACUGGACGAAUGUUGUAAAGAACAUGUAUCAAGGCUAUACAGGGUCUCGUCCUCGUUUCCAGGUUUACCACGGUUCGAUCGACACUACACUGUACCCGCCGAACUACAACGAAUCCGUUAAGGAGUGGACUGGCGUCUUCGGCUACAACUACCUGGCGCCACAGACCAGGAAGGCAAACUUCCCUCACUCCGGCUACACAACCGACAUCUGGGGUGUCACCACGGCGAACCCACUGGGUACCGUUCAGGGUAUCUACGCGCUCAAUGUCGGCCACACUGUUCCCAUUAAUGGGUGA
Molecule: messenger RNA, 888 nt
Organism: Baudoinia panamericana UAMH 10762
Lineage: Eukaryota; Fungi; Ascomycota; Dothideomycetes; Mycosphaerellales; Teratosphaeriaceae
Product: carbohydrate esterase family 1 protein
Exons: 2
Coding region: 1-888 (295 amino acids)
Cellular component (GO): extracellular region
Molecular function (GO): hydrolase activity
Source: RefSeq, a predicted model, not a curated record